AUGUCUGAUCAGGCCAUUCUCCGCAUCACGCGCGAGAUUCGCCAGAUCCAGCAAGGAACAGACCUGUCGUUGGGUGUGGCAUACCAUGAAUCCGACAUCCGCAGUGUGAAAGCACUGAUCGUUGGCCCUCCCGACACUCCUUAUGAAUUCGGCUUUUUCGAGUUCUCAAUAAAGUUUCCUAGAGACUACCCUGCGAGCCCCCCAAAUGUAAACGCAUUGACAACAAACGCCGGCCGUUGUCGAUUCAACCCUAACAUCUAUGCUGGAGGCAAGGUUUGCUUGUCAAUUCUUGGAACAUGGCGUGGGGAAAGAGGCGAAGAAUGGUCCUCUGCCCAAGGAUUAGAAUCGAUCCUAAUCUCAAUCCAAAGCCUGAUGUCUUCCAAUCCGUAUGAAAACGAGCCCGGUUACGAGGAUGCCAAAGGACCUGAGGAUCUGAAAGCAAUGGGCCAAUAUGUUGCGAAGAUUCAACACGAGACGCUGCGUAUCGCAGUUAUUCGACCGCUAGAAGAUGCAUUGGGGAUCCAGAAGGAUGGUACAGUCAUCCCUCAGGGAAAAUCUCUAAAUGCCAGCGAUGACGAGGAAGACACGUUUGCAUAUGACGAUGCGAGGUGGUUCUUCAAACCCUUCGAAGAUCUCCGCAAACGUCGUUUCCUGUGGUAUUACGAGUCCUAUAUGCAAGCUAUCGAGGCAGCAUCUCAGAAGGUCAAGAAAAACGAGAAAUUCGAAACCAUGACAUUUGAACACCCAGGAAACAGCAUGGACGGCACAUUCAACUAUCCCAAUCUGAAAAGUCGGCUGGAAUUCAUCAAAGAGACCCUCACAAAUGAGACAGAGCGCUGGGGUGUGCACGGAUUGGAGUCCAAGAAAAACGAGUCGAGCAUAGCAAACAACAUACAACGCCAGCACGAUCAAAUAAAGGAGGAGCUGAACUCACGCAAGUCCUUCUCUGUCGACAUAUCGCUGGCCGAUGGAAACCCGUUUGUUUGGACCAUUACAUAUUUCGGAAGGCCCAUGACGCAUCUCGAUGGCGGCGUGUUCAAGAUCAAGAUGUAUCUAAGUACUAGCUUCCCCGAAGAGCAGCCGCGAGUCUUUGUCGAGACGCCUAUCUUCCACCAGCGUGUCUCCAAAGACGGGGUACUCUGCUAUUUCCCCAGUCGGUCCGAGGAAUUGAAAUACCACAUUGACGCCAUCGUCCAAGCUCUCGAAGAGGAGUCUCCCCCAUUUGAUCCCAGGACGACAGUGAAUCUAGAAGCAUCGAAACUAUUCUGGGGCACGCCGGACGAGAGGAAAAGGUACAAUAGAGCUUUGCGACGAUCAGUGGAGAAGAGCGCCGAGUAA
Talaromyces proteolyticus is the source of this 1338-nucleotide messenger RNA. Its product is annotated as ubiquitin conjugating enzyme. The transcript is spliced from 8 exons. Bases 1 to 1338 code for a protein of 445 amino acids. Gene Ontology annotation, biological process: negative regulation of apoptotic process. The record is from RefSeq and is a predicted model, not a curated record. Gene Ontology annotation, molecular function: cysteine-type endopeptidase inhibitor activity; ubiquitin conjugating enzyme activity. NCBI's taxonomy places the organism in Eukaryota, Fungi, Ascomycota, Eurotiomycetes, Eurotiales, Trichocomaceae. Gene Ontology annotation, cellular component: nucleus.